AUAACAUCUGUCAGUGACACUUGCUAUUGUGUUGUGUGUCUAUCAUAUUUUUAUAUUAAAAACCCUAUAAAUUUUAGAUAAAUCCUAUUUAUUUUAUAAUUUUUAAGCUAAAACUGUGAUAUUAUUUACCUAAACAAAAUGUCUAAUCCGUGGAAAAGAAUAGCAGAACCGGUUGUCGUUCAAAACUUCUCCGAAAUAAUGUCUGAAGAAGUAGCUAAAGGUCUUCAGGUCAAAGAGGACAUGCGGUUUGCUGAAAUAGUGUCGGACCAGCACAUCGCCCCGAGCGAGGCGCAGGAGGCCAUCCCGGCGGAGGUCUUGAAGCAAAUCGAAGAAUCCAACGCGAAAGGUUAUUGCGACUCUGACGCCAUCAUUGCAAAAGUGUUGCAAUGUCAGUUCGACAAGGAAUACGAUGACGAAAUAAAGCUGAUAGAGAAGAAGAAGAAUGGCGAUGCUAAAGUGUCGAUUUCGUUUGAUAAUUACCGCCACGUGCCGAGCUCCCUCGCGUACGACUCCGAGUCAGAGGACGAGGAUGUCUACAAGUCUGACAAGAAGGACUGGGACCGAUUUGAAACUAAUGAGAAGGAGUUCGCGAGCCUCCCCAAGAGGGGCUACAAGAUGAAGGAAGGCGAGAUGGUGACUAAACAUGACAGUGUCAUCAAUGGCAGGAGGAAUGCUUGCAGAGUCAUGGCCUUCCCUCCUGAGUUCUGCACUGGAGAUGGCGCCGGCUUUGACAUGAAGCUGCCAAACACUGUGUUCAAUAGCUUAAAAGCUCACAGCCGGUGGGACCAAGCCCGCAGACACAAGAUGUUGGACAGAAAAGAAAGUCAAGCUACAGCUGUCCUUGGUAUUGAUGAAAGGACUAAACUCAUUCUGUUUAAACUCAUCAACAAUGGAAUGCUAGAGCAAAUCAAUGGGGUAAUUUCCACUGGCAAAGAAUCUGUGGUCCUGCAUGCCAACAGUGACCCAGCAUUCCCUGACAUGAUACUGCCUAAGGAAUGUGCAAUCAAAGUCUUUAAGACAACCCUGAAUGAGUUUAAAACUCGAGACAAAUAUAUUGAAGCUGACUACAGGUUCAAGGAUCGGUUCUCCAAGCAGAAUCCUCGCAAGAUCGUUCACAUGUGGGCCGAGAAGGAGAUGCACAACAUGAUGCGUCUGCAGAAGAUCGGCGUCAACUGCCCUGACAUGAUCUGCUUGAAGAAGCAUGUACUAGUCAUGUCAUUCAUCGGCAAGGACAACAAGCCAGCCCCUAAGAUCAAGGACAUAAUUCUAAAGCAUCAUGAGUGGACCAGUGUGUAUGAAGAGGUUGUGGGGCUCAUGCACAAGAUGUUCACAGUGGGGCACAUGAUCCACGCCGACUUGUCCGAGUACAACAUCCUGUGGCACGAGCGCAAGUGCUGGAUCAUUGAUGUCUCCCAGUCAGUGGAGCCUGACCACCCUCAUGGUCUGCAAUUCUUGUUGAGGGAUUGCCGUAAUAUCAGCAAUUUCUUUGAGAAGAAGGGAGUGCCAAAUGUGAUGUCUGCUGAGGAAAUCUUCAAGUCCAUCACAGGGUUUGAAGAAAUAGACGUGAACUUGCUGGAUGGGGUGCACCCUACAUUCAAUGCUUUGGCUUCACGCUUUGAAAUAGAGCCCGAUGACAACAGGAAUGUGAGUUACCCAUUUGACUACUGCUGGUCCAAGAGCAAUGAGGGCAAGCCGGGGCAGUCGAGGACCCGCACCAAGAGUGAUCAGACCACUUCUGACGAAUCGGAAGAAGAUGAAUUUGAUGAAAUGUGGGAGCAUUCCCUCAAGCAGAAGAUGGUUAUUGACAGUGGUGCUGACUUCGGAAAUCCAGUCAAGCUUGAUGAUGAAGAUGUCAGCAAAGCAGCAAACAUCAGUGAAGAGCUAAAAGUUCCAAUAACUAAAGAUGAAGAUAAAAGUAGCAGUGGUAUUGACGAGAAUAAGUAAUUGUGUUCACUUAGUAAAUCUGAGCAAAAAAUUAAGAUAUUUUGAAUAUCCGUUAUCAAUAUUAAUAUUGACAACAUGAAAAAUGUAUAAGAGUUUGAUAAGAAUAAAUACUUAGAAGUAUCACUUCAUUUGAAUGAAGGAGCUUAUAUUGUUGUAUACAGGAUUCAGUUUGAAAUAAAAUAAUAAACUUGAA
Messenger RNA from Plutella xylostella (diamondback moth), 2137 nucleotides. RefSeq names its product serine/threonine-protein kinase RIO3. The record is from RefSeq and is a predicted model, not a curated record. Gene Ontology annotation, biological process: protein phosphorylation. Lineage: Eukaryota; Metazoa; Arthropoda; Insecta; Lepidoptera; Plutellidae. Gene Ontology annotation, molecular function: protein serine/threonine kinase activity; ATP binding.